Molecule: messenger RNA, 1656 nt
Organism: Equus caballus (horse)
Lineage: Eukaryota; Metazoa; Chordata; Mammalia; Perissodactyla; Equidae
Source: RefSeq, a predicted model, not a curated record
CGCUUCUCUCUUUCCGCCCUGCGCUGCGGCUGCGCUGUCAGUACCGUCUUCCAGGCCGGGGCUUCGCGUUUCCGACCCCCAGCUCCAGCAUGUGGCUCCGACGGCAGGGCUGCCUCAGGCCGGCAGGCUGUGGCGUGGAGGAGCUACGGCGCCGCCGGCGGGAGCGGGAGGCAGCACUGCGGAAGGCGCGGAGGGAGCAGCAGCUGAUCAGCAAGAGGCUGCUGAGAGACGACGCCCCGGAGGAAGGCGAAGGGGGAUGUGUGGCCGUGAUCCUUGGGCAAGCCGAGAUCCAGCAGUUCCUGCAGCUAGCCCAGCGGGGGACAGAGGAAAAGGAGAGAGGGCGGGCUCUGGUCAGCCUUCGUCGAGGCUUGCAGCACCCCGAGACGCAGCAGACCUUCAUCUGGCUGGAGGGCAGCAUGCGGACCCUGGUCGGGCUCCUGACCAGCAACCAGGCUCUGCUGCAGCUUGAGGCGGCUCGGUGCCUUCAUGAGCUCUCUCAUUCUGAGCAGUCUGCGGUGGCUGAGGCCUGCCUGCCAGCCACUUCCUACCUUCUCACCUACCUCUCCGGUCACAGCUCAGACUUUAUAUCCCCCCAUGUGACUGUGCUGGAAGCCCUUGGAUAUGCCUUGUCCCAGCUUCUGCAGGCUAAGGAAGCUCCAGAGAAGAUCAUCCCCUCUGUCCUCGGCUCCACUCUCCCACAACACAUGCUGCAACUGUUGCAACCUGGCCCAAAGCUGAACUUUGGGGUUGCUGUGGAGUUUGCCUGGUGCCUUCACUACAUCACCUGCAGCCAGGUCAACAAUGCCCUGCUCAUCACCCAUGGGGCUCUCUCCACUCUCGGGCUACUUCUGUUGGACUUGGCUGGGGCUGUCCAGAGAACUGAGGAUGCAGGACUGGAGCUGCUGGCAUGCCCUGUGCUUCGGUGUCUAAGCAACUUGUUAACAGAGGCAGCGGUGGGGGCUGUGGGAGAGCAGAUGCAGCUCAGAGAUGAGCGUGUUGUGGCAGCCUUAUUUAUCCUUCUGCAGUUCUUUCUCCAGAAACAGCCCAGCCUACUUCCUGAGGGCCUCUGGCUCCUUAACAACCUCACUGCAAACAGUCCCAGUUUCUGUACCUCCUUGCUCUCCCUGGAUCUGAUUGAGCCCCUCUUACAGUUGUUGCCAGUAUCUAAUGUGGUGAGCGUAUUGGUGCUCACAGUUCUUUGCAACGUUGCAGAGAAGGGUCCUGCUUACUGCCAGCAUCUGUGGCCAGGGCCUCUGCUCUGCUCCUUGCUGGGCACACUGGCCUUCUCUGACACUGAAGUAGUAGGCCAGAGUUUGGAGCUGCUGCAACUGCUGUUCCUCUAUCGGCCAGAGGCUGCCCAGGCCUUCCUACAGCAGUCAGGGCUGCAGGCCCUGGAAAGGCAUGAGAAGGAGGCACAGCUCCAGGAUCGUGUGCAUGCUCUCCAGCAGACAGCUCUUCACAGCUAAGCCUAAGCCAAGACCUUUGGACCCCAGCUCUUCUUUUACCCAGCAGUGUCCAUGCUGGAGGACCAGAGGGAACUCAGUGUGGCCUACUUAUUCUGGGGCCCUGGGAUCUCCUUUCUUUUUUUUUUUUUUUUUUGCUUCAGCAGCUAGUGGCCUUUGAUGGGACAGAAUAAAGUUUUAUUUUUAUAUUAAA